ACAACACGUACGAAUGUGGUCUUUACUCUCUACACAAUGCCGAGUUCGAUCUUUAUAUUUGUUCUCUGUGCGGUCUCUAUCGGGGCAACCGAACACUACCAGUACCGAAUUAUAAACAGUGAUGUCGACGAGUUGAUUAUUGACUAUAAUAAAAACGUAUUCAAUUACAACGGGGAUACGAUUCGUCUGAACGACUUAAACUGCAGCUACGGCGAAGUGUUCGGGUACAAGUUUAACAUGUUCAGAGCCACCGGGGGGACUGCCAAGUAUCUGUCCACGGCUAGCAGAAGAGGUGAUGCCAUCGCCAUGAGCACGCCGACCUCCGUCCAUCUCACUCUGCGUGGAGGACUGGACCGGCUGGAGAUCACUUACAAGAACUCUUUCGUCUCAGUCGUCUUUGGAGAAAUUCCUACUGGUGGUUUUACUGUUCUAGUGGAGCGGAAUUCGGUCGGUUUUGAACUGACCCUCUACUUGAAUGGGGACAGUUGUGUGCCUAUCGUGGACAAAUAUUGGUUGGAGUAUUUUGACGGACUCGAUAUUCGCAUGGAGGGCGGCGGGUGGUACAGUUGGUUCUCCAACAAGAUUUUACACUGGCUGGCGGGAAAUUUGAAGAAGAUUAUUGAGGACCGGUUUGAAUCAGAGUUCGCAGGAUUUGUGGCGAAGUACAUGAGAGAAAAAUCUUUUUGUGAUAUUUUGAAUUACAUUAAAAUAUAAAUCCAGGAGGAACAAAUAAUAAAUAAAUUUAUAAAAGAGACUGACAGAA
Messenger RNA from Homalodisca vitripennis (glassy-winged sharpshooter), 763 nucleotides. RefSeq lists its product as uncharacterized. The transcript has a single exon. Bases 37 to 714 code for a protein of 225 amino acids. The record is from RefSeq and is a predicted model, not a curated record. Lineage: Eukaryota; Metazoa; Arthropoda; Insecta; Hemiptera; Cicadellidae.